UCGAUAAUAAAGCGAAUAGUCAGCAUUUCGUAUUUCUUUGGUGUAAAAAUAUUCUCUGCGUUCACUGAACGUAUUUUAAUUAACAAAUUUUUAAUAAAUACAUUUAAACUGAGAAAAAUGAAUAUCUUGUUAAUUUAUUAUUCGAUUAUUGUUAUUGUAAUAAUUUAUUUAUUGGUGUAUCAUCUUAAACGUCUACACCUUUAUAAACUUGCAAUAAAAUUCCCAGGACCUCAACCUGUCCUUCCCAUAAUUGGGAAUGCUCUCUAUUUUUUUGGUUCAGAAGAUGAUUUAUUAAAUAAAGUCAUAGCAUUAAGUCCAGAUCUAAGGCCAAUACGCUUUUGGUUUGGACCUAAGCUAUUUAUUGUACUGCAUAAACCAGAUCAUGUGAAGAAUAUCCUUCUCAGUCCUAAAUGUGUUAAUAAAAGUGAAACCUUUAGAUUUUAUGAGCCUUGGUUAGGAACUGGAUUAUUUACUGCACCAGCUGAAAAGUGGAAGGUUCAUCGUAAACUUAUUAGCCCAGCUUUUAAUCCACGAAUUCUUGAAUCUUUCAUUGAUAUCAUAUUAACACAAACUAAUAUUUUAAUUAAAAAACUUGAUGCAGAAGUUGAUCGUGAAGAAUUUGAAUUUCUUCCUUACAUGUCACUGUGUACUUUAGACAUAAUUUGUGAAACUGCAAUGGGAGUAAGCUUACAAGCUCAGAAUAACAAAGACUCAUUUUCUGUAUAUGCAAUGAAAAAAGCAUUCGAAAUACCAUGCAUACGAAUUCUAAAAAUCUGGUUACAGCCAGACAUAAUUUUUUAUAAAACUAAACUUGGAAAACUUCAGAAUAAAUGUAUUGAAUUUUUACAUAAACAAACUCAUGAUAUAUUGCUAAAAAAGAAAAAGUCAAAUUUAUCAGAUACAUUGAAAGAUAAUCCUACCAAGUGGAAACCUUUUCUUGAUCUGAUGAUGGAACUUUCUGAUAAAAAUAAAAAAUUAACUGAUCAAGAAUUAUGUGAAGAAGUUGAUACCAUGGUAGCAGGUGGUAAUGACACAACCGCAACUGCUAAUACGUUUGUGGUAUUUAUGUUGGCUAACUUUCCAGAGAUACAAGAAAAAUGCUAUGAAGAACUUCGUGAAAUAUUAGGAGAUCGAAUUAAUGAUGAAUCUCCAAUUAUAAAUGAAGAUCUUUCUCGCAUGGAAUAUUUAGAAAGAGUCAUCAAAGAAACUUUAAGAAUAUUUCCACUUGUACCAGUACUGGUACGUCAUGUCACUGAGGAUCUCGAUAUCGGUGAUUACGUAGUACCUAGUGGAUGUACUGCAGCAAUAUCAAUUAUAAACCUUCAUCGCUCUGAAGCAAUCUGGGAAGAUCCUUUGGAAUUUAAUCCUGAUAGAUUUUUACUAGAAAAAAAUGCUGAAAGACAUCCUUAUGCUUACAUUCCCUUCAGUGCUGGACCUAGAAAUUGUAUAGGAUUAAAUUAUGCAAUGAUGAGCAUGAAAUUGAUUUUAGGAUCGCUACUUUGCAAAUAUAAAUUCAAAAAAGAUAGAAUUGUUAAAACCAAAGAUAUUGCUAUUUCAUUUGGUGGACUCAUUCGAACUGUUGAUCCUAUUACUGUUAAAAUAGAAAGAAGGCCUAAGAAAUUUGUUUAAUGCAUCUAAAUAUAAGUUAAUACAUUAUUUAGAAUUUUUUGGCUA
Chelonus insularis is the source of this 1674-nucleotide messenger RNA. Its product is annotated as cytochrome P450 4C1-like. The record is from RefSeq and is a predicted model, not a curated record. The coding region runs from base 118 to 1629 and encodes 503 amino acids. Lineage: Eukaryota; Metazoa; Arthropoda; Insecta; Hymenoptera; Braconidae. The transcript has 6 exons. Gene Ontology annotation, molecular function: oxidoreductase activity, acting on paired donors, with incorporation or reduction of molecular oxygen; iron ion binding; heme binding.